Molecule: messenger RNA, 1309 nt
Organism: Arachis stenosperma
Lineage: Eukaryota; Viridiplantae; Streptophyta; Magnoliopsida; Fabales; Fabaceae
Product: organelle RRM domain-containing protein 2, mitochondrial-like
Exons: 5
Coding region: 280-720 (146 amino acids)
Biological process (GO): mitochondrial mRNA modification
Cellular component (GO): mitochondrion
Molecular function (GO): RNA binding
Source: RefSeq, a predicted model, not a curated record
CGAAAAACCCUAAUCAAUCAGUAAACCCCUUCCCAUAAAUCCGUAAACCAGUUCCAUUUCUUUCCCCAGUCCCCACUUCUCUCCAUCCGCCGCCGAGCUCUGCCGCCGCCGUCGUCUUCCCAUCCCUUCUUGUUUUCGUCGCCGUUGCCUUCACGUCGUGCUUACAUCCACCCGUCGCGAUCCUCUUCCAGUUCCGGCCGUCGCGGGUAUUUUUAUUCUUCCGCCCGUCUCGUUCUAGUACCGUCGCCUUCCAGUUUCUGUUAACUAGUACCCGUGGCCAUGGCGAUGAGGGCGGCAGCGUUGGCAGCUCCCGGAGGUUUGCGGCGGCUCUUCUGCACAAACACGACGAAGCCAUCUUUGAGCUUCCCCUUCAUUCCGCCUCCACAGGCGGGGGCGCAGCCAGCUCGGCCUAUGGCGGAACCCAACACCAACCUCUUCGUCUCUGGGCUUAGCAAACGUACUACUUCAGAGAAGUUGAGAGACGAAUUUGCAAAGUUUGGUGAAGUUGUUCACGCAAGGGUGGUAACUGACCGAGUAUCAGGUUACUCUAAGGGGUUUGGUUUUGUGAAGUAUGCCACUCUAGAAGAUGCUGCAAAGGGCAUCGAGGGCAUGGAUGGCAAGUUUUUGGAUGGCUGGGUUAUCUUUGCUGAGUACGCAAGGCCAAGACCUCCGCCGGGACAACCUGAAAACAAUAUGCCACCUCAAUAUGGGCGGCAGUGAUAUCAGUUAUAAGAUUCUUGUGCCCGGUUGAAUUGGUUCAGUAUAAGUUGUUGCGAAUGCAAAAAAAGCACAGAAGUAUUAUUUAUGAGGGCAGGGACACGUGGGUGUUCUUUUUAAUUACCUAUAAAAGUUUUAGAUUAUUGUAAUGGGAGAUUCACCUUCCAGGACAUUGUUAUAAUGCAAUGGUUCUCUUCCAACAGUACUGAAAACAUUAUGAUUCAUGUGGUUAUGAUUGAUCUGAAGUAACAUGGCUUUAGUUACAGGGUGUUGGUGCUGAUGUUUCGAGUUAUUUGGAUGCGCACAAGAUAUAACGGUGGUGAUGGUAAAGUAUAAGCAUGCGAUUGCAUUAUUUUGUAGAGUAAAGUGACAUAAAUAUUUGAAGAUUUAUACUUCGGACAGAUUAGUGUUUAAAGAAAAAAAAAUACUAAUAAAGUCCUUAAAAAUAGUAGGCGUAGGCAUACUAUUUUUAAAUUAGCUCUUAUGAUGAAAAUAGAAUGUCUUAAUUUAAAUUAAUUUGUCCAUAUUUAUUAUUUUGGAGGAUUUUUAUUGGUAUUUUUUUAAUAGACUAAUCUGUCUGAAAUAUAAAUUU